Messenger RNA from Darwinula stevensoni, 1828 nucleotides. The record is from the annotation of a GenBank genome assembly. Lineage: Eukaryota; Metazoa; Arthropoda; Ostracoda; Podocopida; Darwinulidae.
CCGAUGCGUGCAUGCAUUCAUACGCGUUGCAAGACGAAGACGUCCACGAUGGGGACGCUUCUCGUUUUCCUCUUUUUCAUCGCCUCUGCCGUUUCCAUUCCCGAUCACAGUUUCUUGCGGAUGAAGCGGGAGGCGGUGAAGAAGUCGACGGAGGAGAUCAUUCGGGAGGUCUUGGAGCAUUUCAAACAGGAGGAUCCUCUCGGGAUUCCGGGGAUCCCGCUUCAGGAUCCCAUGGACAUCCCGGAUUUCCAGGGAGCCUUCUCCAUCGUCAAGAUCCAGUUCACCAAAGCCCAAGUCCUUAAACUCACCAAGUUUCGCAUCAAGAGGGUCCACGUGGAUGUCGCCAAUCUCAAGGUGUCCCUCUCGAUGCACAUUCCGCAACUGGUCGUGACGGGGAGGUACGCCAUGUCCAACUUCUUCAGCACUCAACGGGGGGAUUUUGUCGUGUUUUUGAAAGACGUUUACGUGAGCGGGGACGCCCGUCUACGAGUGGAAGAAGGCGGAUACUUCCAGAUCGACAACGUCAACAUGGACAUGACCUUCCAGGAAAUCAACAUGAAAUUCCAGGACCUCGGAUUCCUCGGCAGCAUCUUCCAAGGAAUCAUCAAUGCCGUGGGUCCAUUCAUCUUCGAUAGCAUCAAGCCCACGAUCCUGGGAAGCAUCGAUACCUCGUUGAAGACGGAAGCGAACGCGGAAUUGAAGAAGUUCGGCUUGAAUUUCUCUCCACAGACACCGCCGAUCGAUUCCGUGAUCGGAGAUGCUCGCAGUUUCAUCCAGAAAUCGAAUCUAGAUCCAUAUGUCAUCCCUGACAGACAAUUCUCCUCUCUUGGCAUCAACUUCAAACUCACCCAGGGUAAAUUGCACGGGCUGUCGACGAUCCACCGGGUGGGGAACAUCACGAUCACGGUGGUGGAUAACGUGGUGAGUGUGCACGUGAACAUGGGGACAAAGGAGCUGACAGGGAAGGCGGGAUACGAAACUCAAUUCCUCUGGUGGACGGUCGGCGGGGAUGUGACCUUCACGGUGGAGUACCUCCACGUCGGCGUCACCGUGUCUCAACCUCUCAACUUGGACAAGAAUGCGACGGUGGAGGCGGUGGAUGUGGAGGUGGGGCCGGUGGACGUCCACACGACUGGGGAGAGUGUAAUCGAUAGCUUUCUGGAUUACGGCGUGGAUGCCGUGUCGUUUGCACUCAGGGAUCUUCUCACCUGCAUCGCCGAGGAACCAAUCCGCGAGAUCCUCGAGACCGAGAUCAAUAAAAUCGACCUUCAACACACGAUCAUCUCCGCCUUGUGACCCGGAUAGCUGCUCUUCCAACUUCUUCCUGGCCCUCUUCGUUCGUCUUUCGUGGAUCCUUCCGAACACCAAUAUUGCUGACAAGUGUGGCUCGUUUCGAUACGAGAGCAAAGUGCGAAUCACCACGCACCACCGCAAUUACCAUCAUGCUCAUCGGUCAUAGUUAUCGUCAUUGCUACGAACCUGUUAUCUUUGACAGAAUUCUACGAUGCGUCUUGGCGGGGAUCACGAUUUCCUCGAACAGGACUGACAGUGCUGCGAACAACUUCCGUCCUUCCUUCUAUCGAUCAAGGCAGGGCGGAGAAAGACGCAAUUCUCGGCAAGGGACUUUUUAAACGUCUAUCUCACGUACUUAAUUGGUUUUCUUCGUCAUGUAAGCUAAGCGGAUCCUCGGUGUUACACGACACGGGAGGAGAGAGAUCCUUUUUCAAAAAGGGUGCUCACCAUAUACAAAAUACUGUCCCUAUUGUAGCAACGGAGAGCAUUUCCUACAAAUGUCUCUGCCUGACUAAUAAAAAUUUAUGAGAGCGUG